Messenger RNA from Panicum virgatum (switchgrass), 815 nucleotides. Its product is annotated as glutathione S-transferase T3-like. The transcript has 2 exons. The coding region runs from base 16 to 489 and encodes 157 amino acids. NCBI's taxonomy places the organism in Eukaryota, Viridiplantae, Streptophyta, Magnoliopsida, Poales, Poaceae. The record is from RefSeq and is a predicted model, not a curated record.
GCAGUGAGAAUAGUCAUGUCUAUAAAUGUAUCUCUACUGCAAAUUUCUGUCGAGACAAAUCGGACAGCUAAGAGAAGGCAUUGGUCACAUGAAGAGGAAGUUCGAUUGGCGAGUGCUUGGCUGAACAAUUCUAAUGACUCAAUACAAGGGAAUGGCAAGAAGGGUGAUACAUUUUGGAAGGAUAUCACUGCAGAGUUUAACAGCAACGCACCGGCAGAUCGUCAAAGGGACACUAAUCAGCUGAAGAUUCACUGGUCACGCUUGAAAACAGUUAUCAAUGACUUCAAUGGAUGUUGGACUCAGGCGACUAGAGUGAAUAAGAGUGGAGCGUCUGAUGAUCAGUUGAUGGAUGAGUCACUUAAAUUGUUUGAAGUCCGAUUUAAGAAGCCUUUCACUCUGAUUCAUUGGUGGAGGACUCUCAAGAACCAACCCAGCUGGAGAAAGAAAAGCAGCAAUCACAUGUUCCCGUACCUGUUAAUGAUGACAUAGGCUCGGAGCGUCCAAUGGGGAGAGAUUCAGCCAAGGCACAACGCAAUGGCAAGCGCAAGGCUGAAGAGAUUACUGAAGGUCUUGCAAUCUUAGGAGAAAAUAUAAACAAGAUAGUUGCAUUGACGCAAGAACGUAAGCACGCCACAGGUGCGCACCUUGAAAUCUCAAGGAUAAAACUCAAGACAGCAGAAAAGAAAAAGGAAGCAAAUAUGUUGUUAGUUUAUAAUUCAUUGCUGCAGCAAGACAUAAGCCAAAUGACAGAAGAAUCAAAGGCUAGAAGGGAUAAGAUUUUGGCGAUGAUGGAGAAGAAACUAUUCAGUAACAAU